GCCCGUCGUUGGAGUAUGGGCCCUUGAUCGAUCGAUGCGCUUGGUCCGCCUAGCAUAUUGCAAUAUUUAUGUCCGAGCUCACGCUGGGAAAAGUCUUCAAUAUACCCGCAGUCUGGCAACCUACGAUGAGAGUUCCGACGUGAUUCGCUUAGAGGUGAUGCCCGGGUCUUGGCUACUGCGCCCGACCGCUGGACAGUACUAUUAUCUAUAUCAGCCCUUUCGACUAACAGGGUGGGAAAGCCACCCUUUUACCCUGGGUUCCUGGUCGUUUGACACGGGGCCUCGAACAUCUUCAUUGCUACCGUCGGAAGCUGCGAAACACGAUCAGACAGUAGACAUCUCUCACAUUCCCCUACUUAGCGAUUCUUCUCGUACUGGAUACAGUUAUUCAGACGAGGUCUCUCAAGGAAGCAAUCAGCUAAAGCUCGUAUUCUGGAUCCGACCUUUUGAUGGUUGGACACGCUCUCUUCGCCAACAAUGUAAGGGAUGUCCAGAUCGGAAGCUGAACACAACUAUUCUCAUGGAGGGCCCCUACGGUGACGAGUUCCCAGCGUGGAAAUACGAGUCAAUCCUGUUCGUGGCUGGAGGAACGGGCAUUGCAGCAGUUGUUCCGUACAUCCAAGACCACAUUGCCCGAUCUGCCACCGCAGAUGGCGGUGCAACGCAAGUUCAAGAUAUGCACCUUAUCUGGACGACGCGGCAAGCAGCCUUUAUUCGGCAGCUUGCAACCGGUGAACUGAGUCCGGCUCUCGCUCGCAGCGAUUUUGAUGCUUCUUUCUACGUAACAUCGCCCGGGGAGUGCUACAAUGAUGAGAGACUCCAUUCUUCCGUACACGAUGAAGUACUCGAUAAAGAUCUUGAGGUUAAUAUAGGACGGCCUGAUCUUCAAUCCCGCAUCAUAUCCCAUGCACACGACGCUCAACUUCGUGGCUGUUCAUCGCUAGUCUUGGUAUGCGGGCCAUCCACCAUGGCCGAUCAGGCUCGAGAUGCGGUGUACCGUGCGAUGCGUCAGGGCUACCAAGGUAUUCGCUACGUCGAAGAAUCUUUCGCCUGGUGAGCAGAGGAUUACUACUUGUGAAGAUGGGCAUUCCUCUCGCAUGCAUGCUUUUAUUCUG
Messenger RNA from Aspergillus melleus, 1115 nucleotides. RefSeq names its product NADPH oxidase family protein. Gene Ontology annotation, biological process: intracellular iron ion homeostasis; iron ion transport; copper ion import. Gene Ontology annotation, molecular function: ferric-chelate reductase activity. The coding region runs from base 35 to 1057 and encodes 340 amino acids. The record is from RefSeq and is a predicted model, not a curated record. The transcript has a single exon. Gene Ontology annotation, cellular component: plasma membrane. NCBI's taxonomy places the organism in Eukaryota, Fungi, Ascomycota, Eurotiomycetes, Eurotiales, Aspergillaceae.